Molecule: messenger RNA, 1287 nt
Organism: Neogale vison (American mink)
Lineage: Eukaryota; Metazoa; Chordata; Mammalia; Carnivora; Mustelidae
Gene: SLC35D4
Product: transmembrane protein 241
Cellular component (GO): Golgi apparatus
Molecular function (GO): antiporter activity
Source: RefSeq, a predicted model, not a curated record
CCCGGCUCCCGGAGGCUGUCGCCGAGCUUUCCCCGCGGGUCCCCUAGAAGGGCCGCGGGCUGACCGAUGUCCGUGAGGAGGUGCCUGGUGGGCCUCACCUUUUGCACCUGCUACCUGGCUUCUUACCUCACGAACAAGUAUGUCCUGUCUGUCUUGAAAUUUACCUACCCUACAUUAUUCCAAGGGUGGCAGACCUUAGUUGGUGGACUUCUGCUUCAUGUGUCAUGGAAGCUGGGCUGGGCCGAGAUCAACAGCAGCUCAAGAUCUGAUGUUUGGACGUGGCUUCCUGCUUCCGUGUUGUUUGUGGGUAUAAUCUAUGCUGGUUCCAGGGCACUAUCCAAACUGGCCAUUCCUGUGUUUCUCACUUUGCAUAAUGUAGCUGAAGUUAUCCUCUGUGGGCACCAGAAGUGUUUUCGGAAAGAGAAAACUUCUCCUGCAAAGAUCUGCAGUGCCCUCUUCCUCCUGGCUGCCGCAGGAUGCCUUCCCUUCAAUGACCCCCAGUUUGAUCCCGGUGGAUAUUUCUGGGCUGUAAUUCACUUAAUCUGCGUAGGGGCAUAUAAGAUAUUGCAGAAGGUCCGGAAACCCAGCGCGCUAAGCGACAUUGACCAGCAGUACUUAAACUAUAUGUUCAGCGUGGUGCUUCUGGGACUUGCGUCUCAUCCCACAGGUGACCUCUUCAGCGUCCCAGACUUCCCGUUCCUGUAUUUCUACAGAUUCCAUGGCAGCUGCUGUGCCAGUGGAUUGUUAGGAUUCUUUCUCAUGCUCAGCACAGUGAAGCUGAAAAGCCUUAUGGCCCCAGGGCAGUGUGCAGCCUGGAUUUUCUUUGCUAAGUCUGUUCGAUUUGUCUUCUUGGAGUUAGAGCACUUUGGUUGCAAGGAUCCCGUCACCGGUUGUUAUCCCUGCACUGCCCUUUCUCCCCGGCAAGGGAUUUUCACCUGGGAAAACAAAUGCUUUUCUUCAGCUGAGGCUAUAGUCUGUAUCAGUACAUACUUCUUCAUGAAAGUAUUUCCCGCCCCCCACCCGGUAUUGGAGUUGAGCUACAGCUGCGUGAGCCAUUGGGAUCUCCGUAAGUCCUGGUGUAUCUUCUGUGAGGUCAGUAAUGGUUAUUCUUCUUUUUCUUGACUUGUACUGGGGCGAUUGACUGUUCGCUCUACGGAUUAUGUAACUACCUCGGUUUCCAUACUCAUGCUUCUUAGGGGGUUUUUGUUUUUCCUGACAGUUUUUUUCAAGUUGCUCUGUUGGAACAUGUUACAUUCAGCAGAGAUUUGUAGAGUGAGGAGACAGUAG